Sinocyclocheilus anshuiensis is the source of this 1249-nucleotide messenger RNA. Its product is annotated as nuclear receptor subfamily 0 group B member 1-like. Gene Ontology annotation, biological process: negative regulation of transcription by RNA polymerase II. Lineage: Eukaryota; Metazoa; Chordata; Actinopteri; Cypriniformes; Cyprinidae. The record is from RefSeq and is a predicted model, not a curated record. The transcript has 2 exons. Gene Ontology annotation, molecular function: transcription corepressor activity; transcription factor binding. Gene Ontology annotation, cellular component: cytoplasm; nucleus. Bases 96 to 890 code for a protein of 264 amino acids.
AACACACAGACCUCAACCGUGCAUGGACGUCUCCAAGCGUAAAGCUCAUAACAGUUUCAGCAACGAAACAUAACAGCCCCCGCAGCACCAGGAGGAUGGCUUACUUUGACAGCAGCUGCCACUGCAGCAGCGAAAGACGACAGAACAGCAUCUUGUACAGCAUUUUAAAGAACGACAGUCAGACUGCGCAACUUGGGAACCAGCCGAGGACCCCGAGGCUCGCCUUGUCCAUGCGCGCGUGUGCUUGCGGCUCCAAGACGAAGGUGUCUCUCCGCUCCCCUCAGACCACAUGUAAAGCCGCCUCCGCGGUCCUGGUCAAGACCCUGAAGUUCGUGAAGAAUGUCCCGUGUUUUCAGGAGCUGCCGGUGGACGACCAACACACGCUGGUGCGGAGCAGCUGGGCGCCGCUGCUGGUGCUCGGCAUGGCGCAGGACAGGAUCGACUUCGAGACUUCGGAGACGCAAGAGCCCAGCAUGCUGCAGCGGAUAUUAACGAGCGGACAGGACAAGCAGGACCACCAGAGUAAUAACGGUGGAGUGGCGUUGACCGACGUUCAAGGUAUUAAAAUGUUUCUGCGGAAAUGCUGGGGACUGGACAUAAGCACUAAGGAGUACGCGUACUUAAAAGGGGCCAUUCUGUUCAACCCAGAUGUUGCAGGGCUGCAGUGUCAACAUUACAUCCAGGGCCUGCAGAGUGAGGCAAACCAGGCGCUUAAUGAAUAUGUCAAAAUGAUUCACCGCGGGGACAGUGCAAGAUUCGCCAAACUCUUCCUCGCCCUCUGCAUGCUGAGAUCCAUCAAUGCCAAUGUGGUGGCCGGUCUGUUCUUCAAACCAGUCAUUGGAGCUGUCAACAUGGAGGAACUUCUUCUGGAGAUGUUUUAUGGGAAAUAAACCCUAAUGCAAAUGCCCAGACAGAAUUAUCAAACUUGAGAAGAGUGGCAGUCAGCAGUGGACUGAGAGAUUUUGAAAAUGACUGAUUCCUUUUUACACAUGCUAUUUUUGUACGAUAUAAGAGCUCUCUUUUUGCCUUCUGAGUUGAACUCCUCACUGAAUCCAAAGUUGAUGACAACGUUUUUUUUUUGCCAUUUGGGGAAAGAGCUUUAUAACUUUGUUCUGAUUGUGCGUUUUUUUUUUUACUUGCUUUUUUUGUGAUGUUGUGCAGCCUUCUGAUGAAUUUCAGUUGAUUCUCUGUGACACUUUGUAAUAACUUUCAUUAAGAAAUCAUUAACAAGCAUUCAUUUAUAUAUGUA